AUACGGGGUGAUACCUGGUUUGUCCUCAGUAAUACCGAGUGUAGGGUAGCGAAAAGUUUAAGUUUACAGGCAAAUUUAGUUAGAAGUUUGCGGGACAUCAUGAACUCGAAAAUUGUAAUUGCAUUCUUGCUGCUUGCCAUUAUAGGCAUUUCACAGCAGCAGUCGUCACAUAAUGAUGGGCAAGAACAAGGCAUGGGUCAAGGUCAAGGUCAGGGUCAGGGACAAGGCCAGGGUCAAGGAAACGAUAACGACCAGAACGAGCAGCAUCAAGGAGAUAAUAAUGGCAAUGGAAACGACGACGAUGACAGCAGCGAUGAAGAUGACGACGAUCAGCCGGACAGCGGAGAGUCUGGGGAAGUGCAAGAAAAGAUGAAAGGAAUGAUGGAAAAGAUGAAGGAGAUGAAGGAAAAGAUGAAGAAGAUGAUGGACGAAAUGCCGGAAGACAUGAAAGAGAAGAUGAAGGAGAUGAAGGAGAAGAUGGAGAAGAUGCAUGAGAAAAUGAAGGGCAUGAUGAAGGACAUGCCCAAGGACAUGAAGGACAAGGCCAAGGACAUGCACAAGAAGAUGAAGGAGAUGGACGGGAAGAUGGAGGACAAGAUGCAGAAGAAAGACAUGGAAAAGAGGAAGGAAAUGAUGAAGAAAAAGAUGAUGGACAUGAUGAAAGAGCAGAGGAAGGGAGGACAGAUGCAGAGAGGACAAGACAAAGACAGCCAACAACAGGGUAGAAUGGGCAGUAGGGGCAGAUCAAGUGGACGAAUGGGAGGCAGAAUGGGGGGCAUGCGCCACUUUGGUUCACGCGGCCAUUAGACAUCAACCAAUCGCACACUGUUUUACAUUUUGCUUUAAUUCCAAAGACAAUCAGUUAUUAGAAAAUGUAUAUAGCUUUAGCAGAAGUAAAACAAUAAAAAAAAAAAAAAAUUUCGAGUAGAUAACUCAAUUUCGUUAAGAUGUAAUCAUAAUGCUUGCUUUACGUUUUCAGAAAUACAUCAUUCUGUUAUUAAACUUUAAUUUAUU
Molecule: messenger RNA, 1014 nt
Organism: Gigantopelta aegis
Lineage: Eukaryota; Metazoa; Mollusca; Gastropoda; Neomphalida; Peltospiridae
Product: suppressor of Mek1-like
Exons: 3
Coding region: 100-807 (235 amino acids)
Source: RefSeq, a predicted model, not a curated record